Messenger RNA from Blastomyces gilchristii SLH14081, 1958 nucleotides. Its product is annotated as Ras-like protein Rab-11A. The transcript has 5 exons. Gene Ontology annotation, biological process: exocytosis. NCBI's taxonomy places the organism in Eukaryota, Fungi, Ascomycota, Eurotiomycetes, Onygenales, Ajellomycetaceae. Gene Ontology annotation, cellular component: recycling endosome. Gene Ontology annotation, molecular function: GTPase activity; GTP binding. The record is from RefSeq and is a predicted model, not a curated record. The coding region runs from base 316 to 948 and encodes 210 amino acids.
GGGGAAUUAGGUACCAGGUACCUACUAUUCUGCCGCUCCACACCCUCCUGUUCCGUCUCCCAUCUCAAACCUCAGACAACACAGCUUCAUAUAGCGGACAUCUAGUUGCCUACUUCUUACUUUCUAUCAACACACAACGCUUCCCACCUCCCGAUAUUUACUUAACGCCAUUGACUGGCAGACAGUCUUUUACCUUCUUGUCAACCUAGCACCCUGUUUCGAGGUUUAUCUUGUUCUAGUGUCACUCUUAUCACCUUAUUAUAACCCCUUUCCCGAGAAGAGAGACUGCAGCUCUCGCCCUCCACAUCCUCCCUCAUGGCUAACGACGAAUAUGAUUUCCUUUUCAAAGUGGUCCUUAUCGGAGACUCCGGCGUCGGCAAAUCCAACCUGCUGAGCCGAUUCACCCGCAAUGAAUUCAACCUCGAUUCAAAGUCCACCAUCGGUGUCGAGUUCGCAACCCGCUCUAUCCAGGUAGACGGCAAGACAAUCAAGGCUCAGAUUUGGGAUACCGCAGGCCAGGAACGAUACAGGGCCAUCACAUCUGCAUACUACCGUGGCGCAGUGGGUGCCCUCCUUGUAUAUGAUACCACUAAGGAACAGACCUUCGCAAACUGCGAGCGAUGGUUGAAAGAGUUACGGGAACAUGCCGACAAAAACAUUGUCAUUAUGCUCGUGGGAAACAAGAUCGAUCAGAAACAUGUGCGGGCUAUUAAAACUGAUCAAGGCGCUGAAUUUGCGGAGACAAGGAAGCUAUCCUUCAUCGAAACGUCUGCCCUCGACGCCACCAAUGUCGAGCUUGCUUUCCAAAAUAUUCUUACAGAAAUCUACCGCAUCGUUUCCAGUAAAGCGCUCGAAAACGGUACCUCAGGGCAGAACCCUCUAGGCGACCGCAAGGUUGUAGAAAUCACGAAGUCGCAGGAUGCAGACGCAAAGCAAAAGUGCUGCUAAAAAAAAGUAUAACACAGGGGUUCUAGAUCACCACUCUAGAAGCAUUCGCCUGGACAAGGCGCUUGCUCCCAGUGAAAGACUAGGUGGUUGUGGCGAGAUUUAGAUAUGACUGAGGUUUUUUUGUUUUUUUGUUUUUUUUUUGUAACGUUUGGGUCUUGGUCUGGACUGGACGUAUGGCGACUUCGCUUGUUAUUUAUCUUCUUUUUCUUUUCCCCCUUCUACUUCACCCUUUUUUCUCCGACCCUUUUUUCUCCGGUCGUCAAGGUCGAUCUAAACCUGAAGAACCGUCCCGUUGUGUUUCUGUAUGUGUCAUGUCAUGCCCCAUGCCGUGUCCUCUAUUUACCUGCCCCGCAUGUUUUUAUUCAUUUUCGCCUUGUCCGCCAAUUAAAGCUUCUUUUCACUGUCAUUCUACGGCCUAGGGAGAGCAGCAUGGUGAUGUGAGAAGAAAAAAAAGACAAUGGCUAAGGUGGAAUGUAAUUGAGCAUGGAAAGAGGGAUAAUCUGAAGACCCGAUGGAGUUCGAUGAGGAUAUCCCCGAUUUCCAGAAGUGAAUGUUUACGGCCACACGGGAUCAAUGAUUUGUGGAGUUGCCCGUUGGCCCUCUUUUUUUUUUUUUUUUUUUUUUUUUUUUUUUUUUUUUUUUCUGGCCUUCCUCGUCCUUCCUCUUCAUCAUCAUUUUCUCCCUUCUUCUAACUGUUUUGGGCUUUUUACUUCAUCAGUUUACUUGACAAUCUUCUUGCAUCCCCCAUUCCUUUCUUUUUGACCCCCAGUUUUUGUCGUCUCUAUACUCGCCUUUUUUUUUUUUUUUUUUCACCUUCACAUUCUUUACGAUCCAUCAUCCUCCUUUCUCCCGUGGCUGUUAAUUAUUAAUUAUUCUUGCAAAUAUAAACUAAAUUUCUAUUGUUUGUUCUAUCUCUUGCCCCUCUUUCUAACUUUUGUUACUUGGUGUGUGUUAUGUUUUAUACUCCGUAGUGUGAGUUAAACUAUCGCUGGAAUCGUGUUCCCAGCCCU